Grus americana (Whooping crane) is the source of this 2281-nucleotide messenger RNA. Its product is annotated as core histone macro-H2A.2. Gene Ontology annotation, biological process: nucleosome assembly. The transcript is spliced from 10 exons. NCBI's taxonomy places the organism in Eukaryota, Metazoa, Chordata, Aves, Gruiformes, Gruidae. Gene Ontology annotation, molecular function: protein heterodimerization activity; DNA binding; structural constituent of chromatin. The record is from RefSeq and is a predicted model, not a curated record. Gene Ontology annotation, cellular component: nucleosome. The coding region runs from base 698 to 1816 and encodes 372 amino acids.
UUCAGUGCAGGACUAAACUCUCAGGUGAUGAAACUGGCCUGGUGGUAUUGCAGGAAUCAGAUUGUAGCCUAGUGCAUGUGUUUAUUAAGUUCCACCUUAAAAUGAGUUGUUGUUGCUCAUAUUACUCAUAAGAAAAGGCUGCUCCAGAAGUUUGCCCCUCAGAUGGCUAGAAACCUAAUUCCCAGCCUCCGUUUAUUCAUUAAUUUGAAUGUCAGUUAUCAUGAACUGAAAAGGACGUUUUAUAAAGGUUAAUCAGUAGCAUAAUAUGAAAAUGAAAGUUUCUAAAGGGUUUGUCACAAAUUGCAAACUUCAUUGAGCAUGAGGGCUAGAGGAAGAUCACCUCAUCCAGCCUCCUGUCCCAAGGCAGCUCCAAUGCUGCCUGUGCUGUUUCUGACAUAUAUUCUCUAACUGUUUUAAAGUUGUCCUGGUGGGAAGAUUCUGCCACCUCCCUGUCUGAGUCCAGUGCUCCGCUCUCCUGUCUGCUACACAGCUCUUUUUGUGACAGACAUCCGAUCAUUCUUCUCACCCUCCUCUGGAUACUCAUUGCCACACAUGCCUGAAGCGUGGUAUCUGCGGUUGGACGUAGCUCCUCAGCUCAGCGCUGGCUGUCCUCUUGCUUAUACACCUUGAUGCAAGCUUUUGGAUUACAGCAAGGCGAUAAGAAUCACCAGCAAAUUGAAAAGCACAAAGCUGCAAAAUGUCGGGCCGAAGUGGGAAGAAGAAAAUGUCCAAACUCUCACGCUCAAGCAGGGCAGGUGUUAUUUUUCCUGUGGGGAGGAUGAUGCGCUACUUAAAGAAAGGAACAUACAAGUACCGGAUAGGUGUUGGAGCACCAGUUUACAUGGCAGCCGUCAUAGAGUACCUAGCAGCUGAAAUUCUAGAAUUAGCAGGAAAUGCAGCACGAGACAACAAGAAAGGAAGAAUUGCCCCCAGACACAUCCUCCUGGCAGUUGCAAAUGAUGAAGAACUGAAUCAGUUGCUAAAAGGUGUGACUAUUGCAAGUGGAGGUGUCCUGCCCAGAAUUCAGCCAGAACUUUUAGCCAAGAAACGGGGUGCCAAAGGCAAAUCUGAGACCAUCCUUUCCCCUACUCCUGAGAAGAAGGGAAGGAAAUCUAUGGUGAACAAAAAGAGUGGGAAGAAGGCAAAGUCUACCAAGGCCCGGACACCCAAAAAGAACAAACAAAAGGACAACGAAAAAGAAGGAGCUUCAAAUUCAACAUCUGAAGAUGGACCUGGGGAUGGUUUCACUAUCUUGUCCUCCAAGAGCCUUGUGCCAGGACAAAAGCUUUCUCUGACACAGAGUGACAUCAGCCAUAUUGGCUCCAUGAAAGUAGAAGGCAUCGUUCACCCUACAACUGCUGAAAUAGACCUCAAGGAGGAAAUAGGCAAGGCAUUGGAAAAGGCUGGAGGGAAAGAGUUUUUAGAAACGGUGAAAGAGCUUCGCAAAUCUCAAGGACCUUUGGAAGUUGCCGAAGCUGCACUUACUCAGUCUAGCGGCCUAGCAGCAAAGUUUGUCAUCCACUGUCACAUCCCACAGUGGGGCUCAGACAAGUGUGAAGAGCAGCUUGAAGAGACCAUAAAGAACUGCUUAACAGCCGCAGAAGACAAGAAGUUGAAGUCCGUGGCUUUCCCCCCAUUUCCCAGUGGCAGAAACUGCUUCCCAAAACAGACGGCAGCCCAGGUGACUCUAAGAGCUAUUUCCACGCAUUUUGACGGCACCAGCUCUUCCUCCUUGAAGAACAUUUACUUUCUGCUCUUCGACAGUGAAAGUAUUGGCAUCUAUGUGCAAGAAAUGGCCAAGCUAGAUACUAAGUAGCAACGGCAGCCAAAUGAAACUUUAUUUUUCAACAAACUUGAGUAGCAUUAAAAGCAUUAGAGGUGGGUUUUAUUUUUUCAAUGUGAUGAGGAGGGGGAGUGGUAGUAGUGUGAUGUGUUGUGACUUGAUGAAGAGCUGUGACUAGAGAUGAGAGGGGUUUAGUCCGAUUUCUUCAUGCUAUCAGCAUCCUCUAGCCAUUUAUAUCACCUUAAGCAAUUGAGUUACCAUCUCUUUUCAGGAGUUUGUUUAGUGUCCCUUGUUACUUUAGUUUAGACGUUUUUAAAGAGUAACCUUAUUUUAGAUUUGUAGUGAUGAAUUUUUCACGUGCACACACACACACUUUAAAGAAAGCUCUUAAAAAUGUUCUGCUCCCUUUUCCGCUCCCUUGAGGGUGGAUGGUAAACUUCUGCCUCCAGCCCACAGAGAGGGGAAAAGGAUUUUAGAAGUGAUGCAUGAGGAGCUUCU